GGAAGGACAGUAUUUGCUUUUUCAUCAUUUGUAAACAUGUGCACUUCUCUUUUUUGUGCAACAAUUUCCUGACAGCCUUUUGCACUCUCGCUCUCUCUCCAUGGUAUAUACACAACCCAUUAUUUCUAGAAAAGCAUGUCAAGUAUGAAGAGUGGAGUUGUAGCUGUAACUUCUAAACAUCCAAGUUUUUGAAGUUCCAAUUCUUCCAGUUUUGACUCAUCAAUAGAAACAGUGCAAGGCAAUGGCCCCAACCAUUACAGUUUUGUUAGUUGUUUUUCUGUGCAACUACAUGGUUUUGGGUUCUGACCCGGAUCCGGUUCGAGACUUCUGCAUACCCAAAGGUAAAUUGGGAACCCGGUCUAUUUCAUGCAAGAAUUCAUCGGCCGUCACGGCAGAUGAUUUUGUAUUUCCUGGUAUAAAAUCCCCAGGAAAGUUCCAGAAAACCGGGUUUUCAUCCACUUCAGUGAACUCCACCGUGUUCCCUGGUUUGAACACCCUUGGCAUGUCAUUUGUGCGUGCUGACUUCGACAUCGGUGGUGUUAAUGUGCCACAUUUCCAUCCGAGAGCAACCGAAGUUGCAUUCGUGCUGGAGGGAAGGAUUUACUCUGGUUUUGUGGAUACCCAAAACAGAGUUUUUGCCAAAGUGAUUGAGAAAGGUGAGGUGAUGGUGUAUCCACGGGGUCUAGUGCACUUUCAAAUGAAUGUUGGGGACUCCCCGGCAACUAUACUGGGGAGUUUCAACAGUCAAAAUCCUGGGUCGCAGAAAAUUCCAGCUGCCAUUUUUGGAUCUGGGAUCAAAGAAGAGCUUCUGGAGAAAGCUUUUGGAUUGAAUCCCAGGGAGGUUGCAGAGUUGAGGAGAAGGUUUCGUCCCAAGGAUUGAGUUCAAUUAUGUUCACGGUGAUAGUCCUUUUUAUUAAAAAUGUUCAUUUUGAUAAUCUUCAGGAAGAAAUUGUGCAAUGGAAAGGCAAUAAGGCUGGGUCCUGGGAAGUUCGAUGGCAUUUUUUUGUUUCUUUUUCUUCCUCUUUUCUGUUGGAAAUAUGCAAAAUAAAUCUGUAUAGGGCCUUUGCUGUGCCCUGUUUCAUUUU
Molecule: messenger RNA, 1085 nt
Organism: Malania oleifera
Lineage: Eukaryota; Viridiplantae; Streptophyta; Magnoliopsida; Santalales; Ximeniaceae
Product: germin-like protein subfamily 3 member 2
Exons: 1
Coding region: 242-880 (212 amino acids)
Cellular component (GO): cell wall
Molecular function (GO): manganese ion binding
Source: RefSeq, a predicted model, not a curated record